AUGAGAGGACCAGUGAUGGUGAGUGGUGGAUGUGGUGUGAAGGGAAGAAGAGGAGGACGUGACGGCAGCGGCGAAGAAGUGUCGCCGGCGGCGUUAAUGUUGGCUGCGUUGAAGAAAUCAAUGGUGGCUUGUAGUGUGGAGAGCCCUGAUGAUGUUAUCUCGGCAGUUCAUCAUCCAAUGGAGAUUGGAUGGCCUACAAACGUUAAACAUGUUAGCCAUGUCACGUUUGAUAGGUUUAAUGGUUUUUUAGGUCUUCCUCUUGAACUUGAGGUUCAUGUUCCUGCUCCUGUUCCAAGUGCCAGUGUUAGUGUGUUUGGUGUGUCGGCAGAAUCAAUGCAAUGUUCUUAUGAUUCAAAAGGAAACAGUGUCCCCACUAUUCUGCUUCUGAUGCAGGAAAGAUUAUACUCGCAGGGAGGACUUAAGGCGGAAGGAAUAUUUCGGAUAAAUCCGGAGAACGGUGAAGAGGAGCAUCUUAGAGAACAGUUGAAUAGCGGCAUUGUGCCGAAUGACAUUGAUGUUCAUUGUUUGGCUGGUUUGAUAAAAGCAUGGUUUAGGGAACUUCCUUCUGGAGUUUUAGAUGGACUUUCGCCGGAGGAAGUUCUUGAAUGCAACACGGAAGAAGAAUCUGUUGAGCUUGUGAAGGAGCUGAAACCAGUUGAAUCAGCUUUGCUUAGUUGGGCUAUUGAUCUCAUGGCUGAUGUUGUAGUUGAAUCGGAAUAUAAUAAAAUGGAUGCUAGAAAUAUUGCAAUGGUUUUCGCUCCAAAUAUGACUCAGAUGUCUGAUCCAUUAACUGCUCUUAUGCACGCGGUCCAAGUGAUGAACUUACUUAAAACACUGAUAUUAAAGACACUUCGAGAUCGCGAAGAGACAUCAACAGAAGAAUAUUCAUCGAUGUCAUCUCAUUCAUCCGAUCAUCAAUCAGAAGUAGAUGACUAUGACAGUCAACAUGAAAUGGAUACUAGUGGUGAAUGCAAAAGAGCCAAAUUAGAUUACGACGAUCAUGCUGACUACAGCCACAACAUUCAAGAGGCUGCAUGUAACUAUAAUGUGGAAUCUGUUAUAUCAGUUACUGAUACAAAAACUGAGGAUUCUUGUUUGAGUUCCAGUGAUAGAGACGACUCGACAACAACUGAGGGAUCGAACGAUGACACAACAAGUAUUCCAUCGAUAGAAAGUAAAGAAACCAAUGAUGUGGAAAUGGUAAAUAAAUGCGGUGAUUCUGUUUCAUCUAGUUAA
Molecule: messenger RNA, 1236 nt
Organism: Lathyrus sativus (Indian pea)
Lineage: Eukaryota; Viridiplantae; Streptophyta; Magnoliopsida; Fabales; Fabaceae
Source: the annotation of a GenBank genome assembly